Molecule: messenger RNA, 135 nt
Organism: Entrophospora sp. SA101
Lineage: Eukaryota; Fungi; Glomeromycota; Glomeromycetes; Entrophosporales; Entrophosporaceae
Source: the annotation of a GenBank genome assembly
AUCGGACAUAAAUAUCGAUUGGGCCUGUCUUCUACUGAUAUUGAAUUUCUUGGUGUGAGCGAGAAGGAACUAGAUAGAUGUCCAGAAGUGUCGCCAUCACCACCAUCAUUAUCAAAUAUUAAAAGUGAUGUUUAA